Messenger RNA from Hemicordylus capensis (graceful crag lizard), 3659 nucleotides. Its product is annotated as aspartyl/asparaginyl beta-hydroxylase-like. Gene Ontology annotation, molecular function: protein binding; peptidyl-aspartic acid 3-dioxygenase activity. The transcript is spliced from 14 exons. Gene Ontology annotation, biological process: peptidyl-aspartic acid hydroxylation. The record is from RefSeq and is a predicted model, not a curated record. The annotation marks the transcript as partial. Gene Ontology annotation, cellular component: endoplasmic reticulum. Lineage: Eukaryota; Metazoa; Chordata; Lepidosauria; Squamata; Cordylidae.
AGGGAGGGUGAAGAAAGGCAGAGGGGAAGAGCACAUGGAGCAGAGAUAAAGGGAGAAAAAGAAGAGAAGGGAAGAGAGAAAGAAGGAAGGUCGAAGAACUGGCCCAAGCCUGUCAGCGGCCUGAGGGGAACGAGUGGUUAUGGAGGCGGCAGCAAGGAAGGGCCCGGUCAACCACUGCUGCUGUUUGGGGCUACUGAGGCCAUUGGUGCAGGGCAAAGUGAAAAAGAAGCUUUGCAGAAAGAAACAGUUAAGAAGAAGAAGAAGCCAAAAUUGCUCAACAAAUUUGAUAAAGGCAUUAAAGCUGAGCUUGAUGCUGCAGAGAAACUUCGUAAAAAGGGAAAAGCAGAAGAAGCUUUGAAGGCAUUUGAAACAUUAGUAAAAAAAUAUCCCCAAAGUCCACGAGCAAGAUAUGGAAAAGCACAGAGUGAGGAUGACUUGGCUGAGAAGAGGAGAAGCAAUGAAAUAUUGCAGCGAUCCAUCAGCACCUAUGGGGAGGUAGCUGGUCUACCCAGUGUCCCUGAUGAUCUGGUAAAACUGACACUUAAACGCCAGGCAGACAGGCAGCAGUUUCUUGGCCGUAUGAGAGGUUCACUGACUACGCUACAAAAGCUAGUUAAUCUCUUUCCUAAUGAUACUUCAUUCAAGAACAACCUUGGAGUGGGUUACCUUUUGAUUGGUGACAACAGCAAUGCUAAGAGAAUAUAUGAGGAGGUUUUGAGCCUGGCUCCUAAGGAUGGGUUUGCCAAAGUACACUAUGGCUUCAUCCUAAAGGCAGAGAACAAGAUUGCGGAAAGCAUUCCCUAUUUGAAAGAAGGUCUGGAAUCAGGAGACCCUGGCACUGAUGAUGGCCGCUUCUACUUUCAUUUGGGUGAUGCCAUGCAGCGAGUUGGAAACAAAGAGAACAGAAACAGUAGGAUUGUGCCAGCUAACCCCAUCCUGACCUCCAUGCAUCAGGGCGCAAAGGCAUACAAAUGGUAUGAACUUGGACACCAACGGGGUCACUUUGCAUCUGUCUGGCAACGCUCUCUGUACAAUGUCAAGGGUCUGAAGGCUCAACCAUGGUGGACUGCAAAGGAAACUGGUUAUACAGAACUAGUCAAGUCCAUAGAAAGAAACUGGAAGGUGCUUCGAGAUGAAGGGCUUGCUGUAAUGGAUCGAGGAAAGGGGCUCUUUCUUCCCGAAGAUGAGAACUUGCGGGAGAAAGGUGACUGGAGCCAGUUUACUCUGUGGCAGCAAGGAAGAAAAAAUGAAAAUGCCUGUAGGAGUGUUCCCAAAACGUGUGAGUUGUUGGAACGAUUCCCAGAGGCCACUGGAUGCAGAAGAGGCCAGAUCAAGUAUUCUGUCAUGCAUCCAGGGACUCAUGUCUGGCCUCACACAGGACCUACUAACUGUAGACUGAGGAUGCAUUUAGGCUUGGUGAUUCCAAAAAAGGGCUGCAGGAUUCGGUGUGCCCAAGAUACCAGGAGCUGGGAAGAAGGGAAAGUUCUCAUCUUCGAUGACUCCUUUGAACAUGAAGUGUGGCAGGAUGCUGAUGAUUAUCGCUUGAUAUUCAUAGUGGAUGUCUGGCAUCCAGAAUUAACACCACAACAGCGACGCACACUUCCUGCCAUUUAAGGGCAGUAUUUCCAGGGUGCCUCAUGCCUUCUCUCUUAGAAGACCACAUUAUGUGUUGGGAAAUGGUGGCCAUGUCUGAGAACAAAAAAACUGAACCACAUGACAUGUCUGUGUAUAGACAUUAAGGAUUCCUAUUCUGAGUAUUAUAUCAUAACAGCACUGAUUUGAUAGCUCUGUAUUCAUGCUGCAAGAACAGAUACCCUAUUCUUUAUCAGCCAAAGAAUGUCCCGUGCCAUAUUUCAAAGUAAGACUUAUGCCAGUGUUUCCUUAUGCCUGUGUUAUGUGUAGCAGUGCUGAGCAUGCACUUGAUGUAUGAGUUACUUAACUGUUAAAGCUUAUGUGCAGACAUAAGGGGGACAGUUUUCCAGACACUGUUAAUGUGCAAUUUUUAUUCAUUUAAUGGAGGCUUGUGCUGCAGUAAUACUUGGUGGGUUACCUCCUAGUAAUCCACCCAAGUUAGGAGACUCAGAAAUACUUAACGCACAGACAUCUUGGAAAUUUGUCACAUUAUGUGUAGUAACUCAUUUAGAUCUAAAUCAACAAAUCUGUAGUGUGAGCUGUAGAUAAUGUAAACGGAUGGUUAUAUAUUAUUUUUAUAGAUAAUUGUAUUUUUGUAUUGCAUAUGUAUGGAUACACUUUUUGCUCUUUAGGAACCACUUUGUUUUGUAACUUCCUUUGAAACACUUUUGUAAGACAGCAACAGACAUAUGUUUAGCUGUAAUGACGCCUUAUACAAUCAGCUCUUCAUUUUGCGAAGUUUGUCUUUCUCCUUCCAGAUAGAAAGACUAAUGAACAUUUGCCUUUGUUCAGUUCCUGGUUAAACAUGUUAGUAACUCAAAUUUGAUAUCUGCAUAUUUCUGUUAUAGAAAGCUCUUUUAAAGCCUUUCUAUUGCAUGAAGCCUUCCACGAAUGGGAGUUGCACAAUGGGAGUUUCACAAACGCCUCCACAGCCCACUUAACAUGUCCCUUUGGUGCCAUAUCUAGGCACUCCUACUAGGGGCUGCUGCUAGAUUAACUUAGAAACACACGCUGCAGGGCAAAAGUAGAUACCUUGAGGCACAGUAGAACAAACUCUGAUUUGGUCUGUGCAACUAUAGUGCAGUAUGGCCUUUAUAUUCCCAGCUGUGGCACAUUCAUAUAUUACAUGGAGGCAUGGUAAAGAAAACAUAAGCCAUGAAACUGAACUUUUUGUAUGGCAGCCACAUGGUUGUCAUGCAGUUGCACCAAUUUCAACUAUGUCAGUUAAUCCACCUGAAAAAGUCAGAGGGAACCGACAGCCAAAUCAUAGAGAAUGAAAACGGGGUGAGGCUUUUGUUCACUUUGUGAGUGCCUAACUCUCUGCCUGCACCCUUGAUAUAUAUUGCCCAGGCACACAUUACAGUUUCCACUUUUAAUUCGUGGAAUGAGGUGAAGUGGAUGGGACCAGGCAUCCAAGCAGCUUUGUUUAGACUUUCUACAUGAUGACUGAUAAUGCAGCUUCCACCUCUGAGUGCUUCACUAUUCAUAACAAAAAUGUAUGAUUGUUGUUAUUUCAUGCACAGCAAUAUACCAAAACAUAAAUCAAAUCGAUUUUGUAGAACAGUCCAUUUGAUAUAUUUAGAAAUGAUGCUUUGAGAAACUAUCAAGUUGAUGAGAGGAAAACUGCUUGCUUUCCUGAAUAAUAUUUUUUUAAUAUUAUAAAGUAUGGUCAGAUUGUAAGAUUGAAUCCAGAAACCUUCUUUAGUUGCUUUACGUGGAAAGGAUUCCUCUGUAAAAAAAUAGUUGCCUUAAACUUUCAAAGUGCAAAUUUAAGACCUAAGAUAAAAAUGUAUACAGGUGUGAGUUGCUGCAUUUGGGAAACCACAGGCUCCAUGUUCCUGUAGUACUGAUUAUUUUGCCAUUGUUCUGCACUGCUUUCUCUAAAUUUUGCCCCCAAAUCGGUACCUCAUGUAGCCAAAUUAUGUGACUAGAAAAUAGAAUAAAGGAGACUACUCUAAAUGUGCACCUACAAGUAUAGUGUUACCCAUUAUGUGCUGUGUAUAUUGUAUUAAACUCAAGUGCCUUCA